CUGUACUGCACUAGCAGUACAAGGCUGACUUGCACACUGGUUGCACAAUUUUGGAAAUAAAAACACAUUUGUCUCUGUAGUUGUACACGUGCACUCAAAAUAAAAGAAGAUGGCUCAGUGGUGCCAGCUCCAGAUGCUGGACUGCAAGUACCUGGAGCAGGUGGACCAGCUGUACGACGACUCGUUCCCCAUGGACAUCCGACAGUACCUGAGCAGGUGGAUCGAGAGCAUUGACUGGGACACUGUGGCGGUUCAGGACUCUCUGGCCACCGUUCGGUUCCACGACCUCCUGGCUCAGCUGGACGACCAACACAGCCGCUUCGCCCUGGAGAACAACUUCCUGCUGCAGCACAACAUCCGCAAGAUCAAGAGGAACCUGCAGGAUCGGUUCCAGGAAGAUCCGGUCCACAUGGCCAUGAUCAUCUCCAGGAACCUGAAGGAGGAGCAGAGGAUCCUGGCCACUGCGAAAAGUGUAGAGCAGGAGGGCGAGGGGGUGGUGUCGGCCAUGGUGGUGGAGAAACAGAAGCUGGACAACAAGGUGAAGGAGAUGAAGGACAGAGUCCAGUUGGCGGAUCUGAACAUCAAGAACCUCGAAGAUCUGCAGGACGAGUACGUCUUUAAAAUCAACACGCUGAAAAACAGAGAGAACGAGAUGAACGGCAUGACGCCGAAGGAGCUUGAGAAGGAGAAGAUGACGGUCGGGAGGAUGGGCUUUGAGCUGAAAGCCAAACGGCAGGACGUGGUGACCCAGCUGACCGACCUCCUGAACGUCACUCAGGCGCUGCUGUCGGACCUGAUCUCCGAGGAGCUGCCGGAGUGGAAGCAGCGGCAGCAGAUCGCCUGCAUCGGCGGGCCGCCCAACGCCUGCGUGGACCAGCUGCAGAACUGGUUCACAGCAGUAGCAGAGAGUCUCCAGCAGGUCCGUCAGCACCUGAAGAAGCUGCAGGAGUUGGAGCAGAAGUUCACCUACGACAGCGACCCCAUCACACAGAAAAAAACUAUCCUGGAGGCCCGAGCUCUGGAGCUCCUCAAGAACCUCCUCAGCAACUCGCUGGUUGUAGAGAGGCAGCCCUGCAUGCCCACCCACCCACAGAGACCCCUGGUGCUGAAAACAGGCGUCCAGUUCACUGUAAAACUCCGGUUCCUGGUGAAGCUGCAGGAGUUUAACUACCAGCUCAAAGUCAAAGCUGUGUUUGAUAAAGAUGUUACAGAGAAGAAAGGAUUUCGGAAGUUCAACGUUUUGGGAACAAACACCAAAGUUAUGAACAUGGAGGAGUCAAACGGCAGCCUGGCAGCCGAGUUCAGACAUUUGCAACUGAAAGAGCAGAAAGUUGCCGGCAACCGAACAAACGAGGGUCCUCUGAUCGUCACCGAGGAGCUCCACUCGCUCAGCUUCGAGUCCGAGCUGCAGCUCAACCAGUCGGGACUCAACAUCAAACUGGAGUUGUUGCGGAUGCAGGCCAUGUCUCUGCCUGUCGUCGUCAUCUCUAACGUCUGUCAGCUGCCUAGCGGCUGGGCCUCCAUCCUCUGGUACAACAUGCUCACCACCGAGCCCAAGAAUCUGAAGUUCUUCCUCACCCCUCCGCCGGCAAAGUGGUCUCAGCUGUCCGAGGUUCUCAGCUGGCAGUUCUCCUCCGUCACCAAGCGAGGCCUGAACCAGGAGCAGCUCAACAUGCUGGCUGACAAACUGCUCGGAGCCAAAGCCAUGAGGAACCCAGAGGGACAAAUCCCCUGGACCAAGUUCUGCAAGCAGAGUGCCAACGAGAAAGCGUUUCCCUUCUGGCUGUGGAUUGAAGGAAUCCUGGAUGUGAUUAAAAGACACCUGCUUUCCCUCUGGAACGACGGCUCCAUCAUGGGCUUCAUCAGUAAGGAGAGGGAGAAGGCUCUGCUGAGUGACAAGUGUCCCGGGACCUUCCUGCUCAGGUUCAGUGAGAGCAGCAGAGAGGGAGCCAUCACCUUCACCUGGGUCGAGCACGACGUCCACGACAAGCCGCUGUACCACUCUGUGGAGCCGUACACGAAGAAGGAGCUGUCCGCCGUCUCUCUGCCCGACAUCAUCCGCACCUACAAGGUGAUGGCCGCCGAGAACAUCCCCGAGAACCCGCUCCGCUUCCUCUACCCCGACAUCCCCAAAGACAAGGCCUUCGGGAAGUACUACCCCAAACCUUCGGAGACGUCAGAGCCGAUGGACGUGGAGAACCCAGAGACGACCGGCUACAUGAAGACGGAGCUCAUAUCGGUGUCAGAAGUACCUCCGUCCAGACUGCAGGACAACAUCCUGCCGAUGUCUCCUGACGACUACAAGGCUUUGUCGCAGUACGUCAGUCCCAGAGACAUCGAUGCUGUGACCAACGAUCUGAUUCCUGGAUUUGAGGAGUUUGAAGUUCAGAUGAACGAGUAUGCGGACGAAAACUGAGGAGUUUCUUCACUUCAUCCAUGUAUUCACACUGCUCUUUCUUUGUUUCUUUAGAGGUCAUAGGAUCUCGGUUGAUCAUGCAAUAUGCUCUUGGUCAUGUUGUGGGCCUUGAAAGUCUCCUUUUAACUUUGGAUACAGAUCAGUAAAGUAAGCAGUCACCUUGCAGGAACAAUGGAGAAAGCAAAGCACCGUUUGGACUGCGUGAACAUUACAGGGGGAGGUGGGGAAUCAUUCAUUGUAUAUUAAUUUAAAAAGACAAAAGCCUCCACAGUGUGGCGCCGUAGAGUUGAAGGGGCGGCUAAGAUACUGUAUUUCAGAUGUCACAAUCCUUCUCAAGAGUACUAACUCACUGGAAACUGAACACACAAACACGUUAAUAUCACUCAGUGUGACAUAAACUCACACAGGAUGUCAUUAUCUCCGAUGUCCAUCGUGAAUACACGUCAACAAAUCUGCUCAGAAAUCAGAGGAAAAAUACACGUCAGAACCUGAGAAUCAUCAGGUUUUUAAGUUUUUCUUCAGUACCAAAGUAAUCUAGUUGUAGUUUACUGUACAUCCAAGCGUCCUCUGCAAACAGGAGCUGCUUAUGGCUAAUUCAGCAAACUUUUAAUGGUGCCGGUUUGCGUCAUUUAGGUAAGCAAAGUUUAUUUCUUGAGCGCACUUAAACACAGAGUUGCACCAAAGAGCCCAGAGAAACAGCAGGUAAUGUUUUCUGGGGUUGGCGCUCCACACACAUGGUUAAAAUCUCCCCACCUCCCCUGAAGAAGUAAAUCCAGUCCGACUGGGGCUUAAAUCACGUUUCAACAUCAUCUGUCACUUUGAUGUACGUCUGUCUCUUUUAAUAAAAUGUGAACUUUAAAUUCCCCAGUAACUGUAAAACAGUGCAGUUUGAAGAAUGUGAUUCUGUAUGUUUGUUAAAAGUUUAUGUUUCUGGGAAAUUGUAGACAUCUUCCUGUAGCAAUCUGCCUGAGCUUUUUAUUUAAGUUAGUGUAUUCUGCGUUUUUCAUAAAGGUGAUGUAACAGUGGGACAGCUGAGGCAAUCAAACAACUUAAAGAGUUUUGUUUAUUUCUGAAGAAACUUUCUGAUGCUUAUAAAUCAUGUAGAAAUAAAAGUUCUUUUACUGGA
Micropterus dolomieu (smallmouth bass) is the source of this 3542-nucleotide messenger RNA. RefSeq names its product signal transducer and activator of transcription 1a (gene stat1a). The coding region runs from base 110 to 2416 and encodes 768 amino acids. The transcript is spliced from 25 exons. Gene Ontology annotation, biological process: regulation of transcription by RNA polymerase II; cell surface receptor signaling pathway via JAK-STAT; regulation of cell population proliferation. Gene Ontology annotation, molecular function: RNA polymerase II cis-regulatory region sequence-specific DNA binding; DNA-binding transcription factor activity, RNA polymerase II-specific. The record is from RefSeq and is a predicted model, not a curated record. Lineage: Eukaryota; Metazoa; Chordata; Actinopteri; Centrarchiformes; Centrarchidae.